This is a messenger RNA of Monoraphidium neglectum, 4032 nucleotides long. Its product is annotated as peptidase S8/S53 subtilisin kexin sedolisin. The transcript is spliced from 7 exons. NCBI's taxonomy places the organism in Eukaryota, Viridiplantae, Chlorophyta, Chlorophyceae, Sphaeropleales, Selenastraceae. Gene Ontology annotation, molecular function: serine-type endopeptidase activity. The record is from RefSeq and is a predicted model, not a curated record. Gene Ontology annotation, biological process: proteolysis. The coding region runs from base 1 to 4032 and encodes 1343 amino acids.
AUGGCGGCCGGCCAGCCCGCAAGGUUUAUCGUCACCUAUAAGGUCACCAGAAACGCUGCCGGGGCCCAAGCCGCCACAGCAGGCGCGGCCGUGGUCGCGGCCGGCGGCGGCCCCGCCGCGGCCGAGCCCGCUGCAGCUGAGCACGCCGUACGGCUGGGCGCGCAGGACGCGGUCAAGGCCUCCGUCGCCGCCGCUGCGCGGGGCGUGGCGGUCGCGCGCGAGUUUGACCAGCUGCCGGUCAACGCGGUCAACGUCGCCAGCGCGGCGGCGCUCGAGGCGCUGCGGGGGGACCCACUGGUCGAAUCGGUUGAGCCGGACCGCAUGAACUUUCCGGCCCUACUGGAAAGCCUGCCGCUGAUCAACCAGGCCGCGGUGGCCGCGUCCGGCAAGCAGGGGAGCGGCUGCUACGUCGCCGUCGUCGAUUCGGGCGCCAACUACACCCACCCUGACCUGGGCUCCUGCACAUCCCCGGGCGCGCCCGCCUCCUGCCGCGUUGCGUACGCCCGGGACUUUGCCGCCAACGACAACCAGCUGGACGACAUGGGGCACGGCACCAAUGUCGCUGCCACAGUCUCAAGGCUGGCACCAGGCGCCCAGAUCCUUGCGCUGGACGUGUUUACGUUUGAUGGGACCAACCACUACGCGUGGGAUUCAGACAUCCUGGCCGCGAUCAACUGGGCUGUCGGCGCCAAGACAGCCGGGACCUACAACGUCUGCGCCAUCAAUCUGUCACUUGGCUCCAGCUCUGUGUCGCCCACGCCCUGCACAGGGAGCUCCUUCGAGUCGGCGUUUUCCUCCGCGCGCGCAGCCGGCAUCGCGCCCGUCGUCGCCGCCGGCAAUGGGGGCUCCAAGACCGGAAUAGCUUCCCCGGGCUGCGCGCCCAGCGCAAUCUCAGUUGGCGCUGUGUACGAUUCAAACACCGGCGGCUGGACAUGGGGUGGCGGCAUCUGCACAGACUACACAUCCCAGGCCGACCAGGUCGCCUGCUUCUCCCAAAGCGGCACCUACCUCACGAUGCUCGCCCCUGGGGUCUUCAUCUCGGCCGGCGGCUACAGCAUGGGCGGCACCAGCCAGGCCGCGCCGCACGUCGCCGGCGCGGCGGCGGUGCUCAAGGCCGCGUACCCGUCCGCCACGGUCGCGCAGAUCGUCGCGGCGAUGCGGGCGGGCGGCAAGCCCGUGUUGGACAGCGCCAGCGGCUACACCCACACGCGCCUGGACCUGAGCGCGGCGGUGGCUGUCAUGAACUCAGGGGACUUCUCGCCGCCCACCGGGUCCGUCCAGAUCAACGGCGGCGCGGCGAACAGCCUCAGCCUCGACGUGACGCUCUCGAUCACUGGCAGCGACGCGAGCGGCGUGUCCCAAAUGUGCGUCAGCAACACGGCCGCGUCGCUGGCGGCGUGCGCGCCGUUCCAGGCGUUCGCGGCCAGCAAGGCGUGGCGGCUGGCAGAGGGCGGGAAUGGGGCGCGCACCGUGUACGUAUACCUGAAGGAUGGGCAGGGCAACGCCAUGGCGACCGCCAUCACGGCGGCCACCACCUACACAACCGACGUGACGCCCCCGACCGGCUCGGUCCUAAUCAACGGCGGCGCCGCAAACACGAGCUCGCUCGGCGUGACGCUGGCAAUCUCGGGCAGCGACGCUGGCGGGGUCGCUUCGAUGUGCCUGAGCAACGCGGCUGUCACGGCGGCGACGUGCUCGCCUUUUGAGGCUUUCGCCGCCAGCAAGGCGUGGACGCUGGCCACCGGCGCAGACGGGGUUCGAACUGUGUACCUGUUUGUGCGCGACACUGCCGGCAACACAAUGAGCACGGCUGCCACGGCGUCCAUCAACUACAUUGCCCCCGACACCGCGGCCCCAACAAUCAGCACCUUUCAGAUCAACGGCGGGGCGGUCUCCACCUCCACUUUCAACGUGACACUUGCACUUGCAGCCAGCGACGCCAGCGGCGUGGCCACCAUGUGUUUGAGCAACACUGCUGUCACAGCGGCGGCGUGCUCGCCUUUUGAGGCCUAUGCCACCAGCAAGGCGUGGACGCUGGCUGCUGGCGCAGACGGGGCUCGCACCGUGUACCUGUUCCUGCGCGACACCGCCGGCAACACCAUGAGCACGGCCGCCACAGCGUCCAUCAACUACAUUGCCCCCGACACCGCACCCCCGACAGUCAGCACCUUUCAGAUCAACGGUGGGGCCGUCUCCACUUCCUCUCUCAACGUGACGCUCGCUAUCACAGCCAGCGACCCCAGCGGCGUGGCCACCAUGUGCCUGAGCAACGCGGCUGUCUCAGCGGCGGCGUGUCUGCCGUACGAGACCUACGCCGGCAGCAAGGCGUGGACGCUGGCUGCCGGCGCCGACGGCACGCGCACCGUUUAUUUAUACCUGCGUGACACGCUUGGCAACACUAUGGCUUCUGCUGCUCAGGCGUCAAUCGUCAUCAGCACCACCCCUUCAGAUUCCACGCCCCCGACAGUCAGCUCCUUCCAGAUCAACGGCGGCGCGGCCUCCACCACCUCCCUCGCCAUCAUCUUGAUGAUCGCAGGGAGCGACGCCAGCGGCGUGGCCACCAUGUGCCUGAGCAACACCGCCGUCUCGGCGGCCGCCUGCCCCUUGUAUGAAGCGUUUGCAUCGACCAAGCCGUGGACGCUUGCCAGCGGCGCCGGCGGCAGCCGCACAGUGCGGCUGUACCUGCGCGACGCAGCGGGCAACACAAUGGCCACCGCAGCCACGGCGUCCAUCACCUAUGUCGCGCCUGUCAUUGACACCACCCCCCCAACCGUCAGCUACUUCCUCAUCAACGGCGGCGACGCCAUCACUACCUCCCUUGAUGUGGCGCUCGCAAUCGCCGGCAGCGACGCCAGCGGCGUGCAGAGCAUGUGCAUCAGCAACGCGCCUGUCUCGGCGGGCGCCUGCACCCCAUAUGAGGCCUACACCCCCAGCAAGGCGUGGACACUGGCCGCCGGCGCCGGCGGGGCGCGCACGGUUCUGCUGUAUUUGCGUGACGCCGCAGGCAACACGAUGAGCACCGCGGCGACAGCCGUCAUCACUUACAGCACGCCCAGCGCGACCGACGUCGACCCUCCGACCGGCACCUUGACGAUCAACGGCGGCGCUCUCAGCACAAACACCCUCGACGUGACACUUGCCAUCGCCGGCAGCGACGGGGCGGGCGGGUCGGGCGUGCCGUGGAUGUGCAUCAGCAACACAGCCACGUGCACGACUGGGUUUGAGGCGUUUGCGCCCACCCAGGCCUGGACGCUGGCCGAGGGCGACGGCAAGAAGACAGUCUACAUCUGGCUCAAGGAUGCCGCCGGCAACGCCAUGGCGGCCCCGGCCACGGCGUCCAUCUUGCUGGCAACGUCCACGUCGGCUCUGACCAUCAACGGCGGCGCCGCGUACACCGCGUCGCGCAGCGUGACUCUCGGCAUCUCCACCCAAGGCGCGACCCCAAAAACGAGGAUGUGCGUCACCCAGACCGCGAACUCAGCCGCGUCCUGCUCCUCCUGGAGCGGCUACAACGCCGCCAAGAAGAUCACCCUCAACCAGUUCCCCCAGGGCGAGCGCACCAUCCGCGUGUUUUUCAAGGACGCGACCGCUCAGGGCGACGCCGACGCAUUGCAGCCCGCUGUGGCGAUGAUCACCUACGACACGGUCGCGCCCAGCAUGAGCACCGCUGACGUGAGGCUCAAGGCCACCCCCGCCCGUGACAGCAUCUUCAUAUCAUAUUACGCGGGCGCCACCGACGCAACCUCAGCCGUGGCGUCCUUUGUGCUGGUCGGCCGGCAGGGAGCCAGCGCGCCCUCAAAGUGCAGCGGCUCUUCGCUCAAGAAGGCGACGUCGGACAGGCUGGCCAACACGUAUGCCGUCGCGGCGCGCGGCGCGGCCGGCGGCUCGGGCACCGCGGGCGCCGCGGAGCUGGUAGAGGCUGCGUUCACCGGGCUGCGGGCGUCUGCUUCGUAUGGGUUCCGGCUGUGCGCCAUUGACAGCGCCGGCAAUGUCGCGGCGGGCGUCACUGUAGUGACCAGGACGCUUGCAUAA